CCUUGGAAACGCAAAGCGCACGCGCUCCCAGCUGGGGCUGCGUCGCGGGGGCAGGAGUCUCGAGGCGCGGGAAGGGGCUCCUUCCAGGACAGGAUGCUGUGUGCCCGAAGGCUGGGCGGCCUUGGAGCCGGAAUAGCGGCUUUACGGCCGGGGCGGGCGGGCAGGGGCAUCCUCGGAGCCGGGAUCCGGGCCCGGAGGGUCAGCACCAGCUGGUCCCCGGUGGGCGCCGCGUUCAAUGUCAAGCCCCAGGGCCGCCGCUUGGACCUGUUCAGCGAGCGCCGGGCUGAUUUUGUGAAAAUUGCUCACCCCGAGCCAGCAUUCAGAGAGGCGGCGGAAGAAGCCUGUAGAAGUAUUGGCACCAUGGUAGAGAAGUUGAACACAAAUGUGGAAUUAUAUCAAAGUUUACAAAAAUUACUAGCUGAUAAAAACCUUGUGGAUUCCCUCGAUCCAGAAACCAGGCGAGUGGCUGAACUGUUUAUGUUUGAUUUUGAAAUCAGUGGCAUCCAUCUAGACAAAGAAAAGCGCAAAAGAGCAGUGGACCUUAAUGUUAAAAUCUUGGAUUUGAGUAGUACGUUUCUUAUGGGAGCCAACUUUCCCAACAAGAUCGUGAAGCAUCUCUUACCAGAACACAUUCGCCACAACUUUAUAUCCGAUGGUGAUCACAUAAUCAUUGAUGGUCUCCAUGCAGAAGCUCCGGACGACUUGGUGCGAGAAGCUGCUUAUAAAAUUUUUCUUUAUCCCAACGCUGGUCAAUUGAAGUGUUUAGAAGAAUUGCUCAGCAAUAGAGAUCUUCUGGCAAAGUUAGUAGGGUAUUCUACAUUUUCCCACAGGGCUCUCCAGGGAACAAUAGCUAAAAAUCCAGAGACUGUCAUGCAGUUCCUUGAGAAACUAUCUGAUAAACUUUCUGAAAGAACUAGAAAAGAUUUUGCGAUGAUACAAGGGAUGAAAAUGAAGCUAAAUCCUCAAAAAUCUGAAGUAAUGCCUUGGGAUCCCCCCUACUACAGUGGUGUGAUUCGUGCAGAGAGGUAUAAUAUUGAGCCCAGUUUAUACAGCCCGUUCUUCUCCCUGGGAGCAUGCAUGGAGGGCCUGAAUAUCUUGUUUAACAGACUGCUGGGGGUUUCCUUAUAUGCAGAGCAGCCCGCCAAAGGAGAGGUGUGGUGCGAAGACGUCCGAAAACUGGCUGUCGUUCAUGAAUCUGAAGGAUUGUUGGGGUACAUUUACUGUGAUUUUCUUCAACGAGCAGACAAACCACAUCAGGAUUGCCAUUUUACAAUCCGGGGAGGCAGAUUAAAGGAGGACGGAGACUACCAGCUCCCAGUCGUGGUUCUGAUGCUCAAUCUCCCCCACCCCUCCAGGGGCUCGCCGACUCUGUUAACUCCUGGAAUGAUGGAGAAUCUUUUCCAUGAAAUGGGACACGCUAUGCAUUCUAUGCUGGGACGUACUCGUUACCAACACAUCACUGGGACCAGGUGCCCCACUGAUUUUGCAGAGGUUCCUUCUAUUCUGAUGGAGUACUUUGCAAAUGAUUAUCGAGUAGUUAACCAAUUUGCCAGACAUUAUCAGACUGGGCAGCCACUGCCAAAAAAUAUGGUGUCUCGUCUUUGUGAAUCUAAAAAAGUUUGUGCUGCAGCUGAUAUGCAGCUUCAGGUCUUUUAUGCCACUCUGGAUCAAAUCUACCAUGGGAAGCAUCCCCUGAGGAGGUCAACCACAGACAUUCUCAAGGAAACACAAGAGAAAUUUUAUGGCUUACCCUAUGUUCCAAACACUGCCUGGCAGCUGCGAUUCAGCCACCUCGUGGGCUAUGGUGCCAAAUACUACUCUUACCUGAUGUCCAGGGCCGUGGCUUCCAUGGUGUGGAAGGAAUGCUUUCUACAGGACCCGUUUAACAGAACGUGGUCGCUGAUCUCUCCUUUGUUUGCAGGAAUGCUCCAGAAGUGUCCUUCUGUUGAAGACUUUGUAAGUGCCCUUGUCUCUGACUUGGAUCUGGACUUCGAAACUUUCCUGAUGGAUUCUGAAUGAUGGAAACAUCCUGAAUCUUUGGAAUCAAGGUCAUGUAGAUAUUAACUUUGUUAUAAAUGCUAUAGCUGUGAAAACUGGCUUCUGAUCUCAGUGUUCACUUCUGUAAUAACUUCUGAAAAACUUUAAACUGUUGGAACUUGGAAUAAAUAAUUUGUUUUAAUUA
This is a messenger RNA of Propithecus coquereli (Coquerel's sifaka), 2182 nucleotides long. RefSeq names its product mitochondrial intermediate peptidase (gene MIPEP). Gene Ontology annotation, biological process: peptide metabolic process. The transcript is spliced from 17 exons. Gene Ontology annotation, cellular component: mitochondrion. NCBI's taxonomy places the organism in Eukaryota, Metazoa, Chordata, Mammalia, Primates, Indriidae. The record is from RefSeq and is a predicted model, not a curated record. Gene Ontology annotation, molecular function: metalloendopeptidase activity. Bases 94 to 2019 code for a protein of 641 amino acids.